AACCUCCGACCUUAUGGUUAACAGCCAUACGCUCUAACCAACUGAGCUAUUCCAGCUGCUUGUUCUUACUGUUUAUUUUAAACAAACUAAAUUAAUGCAAUAAAAUUACUUUGUCAAAAUAAUUUUGCAACAAUUUCCUCGGUAUCCAAACAAGAAAUUUCGGAAAACACACUCGCUAUUGUCAUCAACAAUGACAGAGGAAAAGGCCUCCACAGUUACUUCGGACGAAGCAUCACAAACAAGGCAAAGAAAGAAAAGGAAAUGGGAUCAGCCUGCAGAGUCGUUGGUUUCUGCUGGGUUUGCAGUGCCUGGGAUUCUCCCAUUGGGUGCCGUUGGAUCUCUGGGCGGUGGGGUUACAAUUCCUGGCGCAACUCCUGUUUCAUCUGCUCUAUUGGUGAACCCACUUGUGGCUAGCUGUAGUAAUGUGUCCCAGGUGAUUCCACCGCCUUUGAUACAGCAACAUAUUGCUGCUAUGGUCCCAAAGAUAGUUCAACCAAAGAUCCAAGAUGAGUUAAUAGCACGAGAAAUUGUAAUAAAUGACGCAGAGUCUACUGUUCGCUACAAGCUCACUAAACGCCAGACACAAGAGGAGAUUCAGAGGUGCACUGGUGCUGUGGUGAUAACCAGGGGCAAGUAUCGUCUGCCAAAUGCACCUAGUGAUGGUGAAAAGCCAUUAUAUCUUCACAUCUCUGCUGGGGCUCAUUUAAAAGACACGGCUGAGCGAAUUUUAGCUGUUGAUCGUGCAGCUGCCAUGGUGGAAGAAAUGCUGAAACCGGAUCAAAAUGUACAGGCAGUAAGUUCCACCCUUCAUCCAUUGAGCAAUGGAACAAAGGGCACUCAUGCACUGAGCAUGUCCAUAUUUUUGGGUUUUGAUGCGGACCCUUCAUUGAACAUUGCUGCUCGUAUUCGUGGCCCAAAUGAUUGUUUUUGUGUUGGUGGUGGUUUGGUUUUGUACAUACAGGACCAAUAUAUAAAUCACAUUAUGAAUGAAACAGGAGCUACGGUCAUCCUCAGAGGUCGAGGUUCGGGAAGUACUGAAAGCCUGCUUGUUGAAGAAGAGCCACAGCUGCAUUUGUUCUUGUCAAGCCACAGUUCUAAAAGUCUUGAAGAUGCUAGGCGUUUGUCAGAAAACCUUUUGGAUACCAUCAGUGUAGAAUGUGGUGUUUCCAGGGUUUCUUCUUCUAAGGUUUAUAGUGCUGUUCCACCCCCACAGCAGGUAUAUAGGGCUGUUCCCCCACCACAGAAGUUGUUGGCUGGAGUCCAGAAUUCUAUGAGUAAUUUAGAAGCAAGUACAAGUUCAACUGCUGGUUUGACAACUUCAACUAUGGCUGUUUCUCCAGUACCUCCAGUUUCCUCAGUUAGAACCAUUGGGAUCUCUUCUGUUUUUCCUCAAGGGAAGGCAUCUCAAUCUGGAGGGUUGUUAAACUGUGAUCAGUCUCAGGUAGACUCAGUUAGCCAUUCACCGCCUUUAUUUUCUGGAGGAACAAGCUAUAGUGGAUAUGGUGGGAUAUAUCCUCAAGCCACACCUUUGCAACAAGUAGCCCUAGCACUUAGACAGUCAACUUCUCCUGUUAGUUCUACUGCUACCCCCACAACAUCAGAACCAAGUGAACCUAUGUUGCACAUUUCCAACUCUGACAAGGAGAAACGACUUCCCCAGAAGCGAAAGUUUCAGGAACUACCGAUUGGUUCAAAAGGUUCUGCAAAGCCCAUUCAGGUAUUUUCUCUGACCUUCUGUCGAGCUAACUUGCCGAUAGUGGACCUCUCUUUUGGACUAUUGGUUUGUAUUGUUUCAGGGUAUUUAUUUCUGGAGGUGCCACUGAAGAGGCAGUACUCAAGUGUUUAUCAGCAGCUAAUUAUAGCUUUCAUGCUGAUUGUUUUAGUUUGGUGAUUUGUUAGUAAAAUUGUAUAUUCUCUAUUCUCUCAUUUGCUAUGUGUCCAACGUUUGCUUUCUUGAUGAGCAAUCACAAUCCAUAUUUUACACGUUGGGGAACUCAUCUAUAGGAUGGACAGACAAGUGGUUUUGUCACAGUUAAGGGCUACCUCUUAUUAUUUUCAUAGAAUUCGGUGGUUUCAAAAUGAGUGAUAUGUUUGAGUAGUCAUCCUCAGCCACAUUUGUUAUUCUAGCGCCAUUAAUAUUAAAGCUAUUAAAAAGCUUCUUUUGGCAUUGCUAAGAUAGUACCUUCUGCGAAUUAGUUUGACAAAAAGUUUAAGAGAAACAUUUUCUAAAGAUUAGACAAUGUUUAAAAAGUUAUUCUCAUAGACCUACGAGGGGUAGCUCAAAUGGUCAGAGGCAUGUAGUUUGCUCCCACAAGAUUUGAGGUUUGCGUCCCUUUUGGACAUCCACAUAGCAAUUGCUAUAGUUUCCUAGCCCCUAAAUAUUGUAGGGUUAGGUGGGAAGCUUACUUUCAAAAAAAAAAAAAUCAUGAAAGUUACAGGAAGUACUUUUUAGUGUGUGAGGUUGGGGAGUUUCUCUUUUGCCAAAAGUAUUUUAACAAUCAAAAGUGUUCUGUGCAUGAAGAUAUGAACAGUUUAUAUUGAAAAAUGCACAUAAGCAGUGUCAAGAAAGCGCUUCUAAAUGAGCUCAUAGCCUUUGCUAGAGUGAAGUAUUUCUUAGUUCCUAGCUUCGAUGGUUUAAUACUCUUAAAAAUGUAGCUGUUUAUUUUAGAAAAUUUAGCUAUCUCGCAUACUGACAGAAAAUCAGCGUGCUUUUUUGGUAUGAUAUUACAAUACUAGGGUUCAGAUGAGAGAUGAUAUAUAUAUAUAUUAUAUUUCACUCAAGCAUUGCACUUAUGAUGUGUUACUCUUUUCAGUUCCAUUUUCUCUUACAUGUUGUAUCUAUAUGCUUAGCUUCAGCUUAUGAUUUAUGAAAUUUAUCUAUGCAUGUGUGUGUUUACUUGUACAUAUUUCUGAUAAAAAAAAAUUCUUCUAGUGUGGCUCCGUAUUAACUUCAGAUUUUAAGUUAUGUAAUCAACGUAAAAGCUUCUAUUAUCUACAGAAUUUAAGGUAGUCAGUGUUUUUUUUUCUUUUUUUUCCUUCUAACUCUGCAGGGUUCAGAAUUUUCGAAAUCAGCUCAAGUGUCAGCAGAUGUGGAUGUUAGAAAUGUGUCAACUAUGCCAGCUCCAAAGAUAUUAG
This is a messenger RNA of Humulus lupulus (European hop), 3135 nucleotides long. RefSeq names its product protein RIK. The transcript is spliced from 11 exons. Lineage: Eukaryota; Viridiplantae; Streptophyta; Magnoliopsida; Rosales; Cannabaceae. Gene Ontology annotation, molecular function: RNA binding. The record is from RefSeq and is a predicted model, not a curated record. Gene Ontology annotation, cellular component: nucleus. Bases 191 to 1891 code for a protein of 566 amino acids.